UUUCCCACAGGCACAUAAGAUCAUGGCCUUCAUCUUGACUUUGGAUGGUAAAUAAAGCUACAUACAUAUCAUCAUCAUCAUUGAGUGAAAGAUGUGUGUUUUGUUCUUGUGUGAAGCCAAACCCACAAGAACAACAACAAGGACAACCAUUGGAACCCAACAUAGUGCUGAACAACCUCGGUAAAUAACCAUGGACAGCACCGAAGACUCAUCAACGAGUUCACAACAACAACAACAACAACCAAACCUCCCACCCGGGUUUCGGUUCCACCCCACAGACGAAGAGCUCGUGGUUCACUACCUCAAGAAGAAAGUUGAUUCUAUUCCUCUCCCUGUUUCCAUCAUCGCUGAUGUUGAUCUCUACAAGUUUGAUCCAUGGGAAUUACCAGCUAAGGCAUCGUUUGGGGAGGAAGAGUGGUACUUUUUCAGUCCAAGAGAUAGGAAGUACCCAAAUGGCGCGAGGCCAAACAGGGCUGCAACUUCAGGGUACUGGAAAGCCACGGGGACAGAUAAACCCAUAUGCAGUGGAACUCAAAAGGUUGGGGUGAAGAAAUCUUUGGUUUUCUACGGAGGAAAGCCACCAAAAGGGGUGAAAACCGAUUGGAUCAUGCAUGAAUAUCGUCUCGUUGAAACCAAGCCUAACAACAGACCACCUGGUUGUGACUUGGGCCACAAGAAAAACUCCCUAAGGCUGGAUGAUUGGGUGUUGUGCCGGAUCUACAAGAAGGGCAACACACAAAGGUCAGGUAUGGAGCAGGAGAGGGAUGAUUCCAUGGAUGAGAUGAUUGGAGAAGUACCUUCUUCCAUGAACGUGGGCCACAUGAAUGCGAGAUUUCAUCUUUCAAAGAUGUGUACGAGCUACAGUAGUGCAUUGUUGGAAAAUGACAGAAACACGUUAGAAGGGGUGGUUAUAGGAAAUGGUGUGAAUGGGAUGAGCACUACUACUACUACUACUACUACUACAAGUGCCAAGCCAGAUCACCUUCCUUUUGCCCUUUCAAACAACACUUCAGCCUCCAAAAGAACACUCUCAACACUCUAUAACUGGAACGAUGAAAGUGAUGAAAAACACUUCAAUUUUGACAGUAAUGGGAAUGUGAGUGUUAUGAGGACUGAAGAGAACAAUGCUUCUCCUGGCUCCUUUGCUACUCUGCUUAACCAGCUCCCACAAACACCUUCAUUGCCUCAAAUAGGGUCUAUGGGAGAUGGGUUACUUAGGACACAAUACCAACUACAAGGGACUAAUUGGUACGGCUAACUCCUCUUUGGGAUAUGAUAUACGAUAUCAUAAUUAUAAUGCACAAGGAGAAGAACUGAAUACUAAUCCUCAAUUGUGCUAGAUUGCAAUGAUUUUAAAGGAUUAUUGAGCUUGUGGUUUAUUUGUCUUAGGAAAAUGGAAGCACGACGUUAGAGUACUCUAAUCAAUGUUUUCCUUCAACUAUUUGCAGGUAGCUCCAGGUAAUUAAUAUCACAUGAGGUGAGGGAGUGAGGCACAUGGUACUUAGUUUUAUUUAUAGAUUCAUAUAGAAUGAUAGGAUAGAGAUAUAGAGAUAGAUAUAGAGACAUAUAUUUGCUUGUUUUAUAUUGGUGUGUAAAGAAACAAAAGAAAGGGUGCUCUUUCUGUACAAAAUUUCAAGAGGGUAAGAAAAAAGAGUUAGCCUCUAAGAUACAAACUGAAGAAUGUACAACAUAUACUUCAGAAUCAAAUAUAUUUAUAUUUGUAGUGUUAUUUGUUUGUUGUUUGA
Molecule: messenger RNA, 1745 nt
Organism: Vigna radiata var. radiata (mung bean)
Lineage: Eukaryota; Viridiplantae; Streptophyta; Magnoliopsida; Fabales; Fabaceae
Product: NAC transcription factor 56
Exons: 3
Coding region: 191-1258 (355 amino acids)
Biological process (GO): system development; regulation of DNA-templated transcription
Molecular function (GO): DNA binding
Source: RefSeq, a predicted model, not a curated record